Fulvia fulva is the source of this 1440-nucleotide messenger RNA. RefSeq lists its product as uncharacterized. The record is from RefSeq and is a predicted model, not a curated record. Bases 1 to 1440 code for a protein of 479 amino acids. The transcript has a single exon. NCBI's taxonomy places the organism in Eukaryota, Fungi, Ascomycota, Dothideomycetes, Mycosphaerellales, Mycosphaerellaceae.
AUGGCACCAACACGCGCUGAGAAAGGUAAAGGGGCAACGGGAGGGGCAGGGGCACGUGGUGGAGAAGGAGAAGGAGGAGGAGGCGGGACAGGAAGACUGGGAAGAGCUGCCACUGGCAAGAAGCGUAAGGCCGAUGAAACAGAAACCGGAUCCGAGCCGACACCAAAGAAGCCCAGGCGGCCAAGAAGGAAAUUACAGAAUUCUGCAGCAACUGUCACCAAUUCUGAUGAUGAAGACGAUAUGGUGCAGCCCGCCGCUACAGCCUCGAAGUCAAAAAAACGCAAGGACGCCCCGAAGAACUCGAAUGCCGAUGCCAAUGAGUCUACCAGAAAGAAAGCAAGGAAGACUGCUGACACGACUGCCGCGACUCCCAACGAUGAUUUGCAACAGCAGGAACAGGAAGAGCAGUCGGCAGGUAAGAAGUCGAAACAACCACCUCAGGACAUCAGGAGGCACAACGUCGAGUGGCAAGGCUACCGACCAGGAGAGAUCGAGUAUCGCACCGCAGAUGGGCCCAGGUAUGUGGGCUGGUUGGUGGAGUAUGUCGAUCAGCGGAACGCCAGCAAGAUCUUUUACAACGGUGCAGACUUCUUAGAAGGAGGACCUUUCGCCUUCUUGCACCCCAGGUACCUUGCGCCUAUCACACUCGCGGGAUUCAGGGCUGGGAACCACGUUUUCGACAAUGUUCACCAAGCAUUUCUGUAUUGCAACGCUAUCAUGCAAGCCGUUGCUCCAGAAAAACAUUCCACGCUGUGCGAGGUCAAUGGAGAUGCGGUAAGCUCGAAGUCUUUGCCAGGCAUCCUCAUGUCUCUCACAGUCGUCCGCAAAAAAGAGGACGUCAAUGCUGCGCACAAGGUGACGAAAGCCACAUACGAAGAUGUUGCGAACAGCUUCCGAGAGCUGUCCAUCCAGGACCCAACGUGGGCCAAACAAGUACAGGUCAUGUGGGCUGAUGACAUCAAACGGGCAUGUCUCAAGCACCUCACGCGCUUGAAAUAUGACCAAAAUCCGGUUCUGCGUCUUGCACUGAUGAUGAUGGGGAAGUGCCCGUUGUUCUUCGCGGCAAAAGAUAAAGGCCGUGGCGUUGGGAUGAUGGCACACCAGGUGCCACUCCGCAAAAGCAAGACGAGGCCCUUCGAUGGCCAGAAUUUGGAGGGGAUCAUUACGCAGGAGGUCCGAGAAGACAUUCGGCGGGACGAUGAGGCGAAGGCUGGUAAGGUGGUGUGGCCAGACAAACCCUGCCUGCAGUUCUUCCGCCUUGGAGAGAGAAGACAUCAGGCCAAGCAGGCGACCAAGCUUGAGCCCAAGGCGGAAGCAGACAUUGCAUCGGCGCAGCUCAAACACCGCGACGAAUGGAUCGCUUCUUCCGAGCAUACCAAGGGAUGGCUGAACUACCUGAUGUUGGCUGAAAGAAAACGCAAAGCAGAUUUAGCGAAUUGA